CUGGGAAUUCAAGUUAUGUGAUCGAUUGUACAGCUCUAAGCUGUAAAUCUGAAAAUCUAACUCGAAGAUAAUCAACAAAUCAUGUAACUCCCACCAUUAUUGUGCCAUUUUCUCCUUUUUUGGUCCCAUUGCUUUCUAUACAUAAAGCCUCUUCAACUGAGUCAGUCCCUUUCAUCAAAAAAAAAUUGUCAAAACUAUGUUUGGCCGUCGCCUUCGGUGUUUUGAACUUUCUAAGCGUGUGAAUAGCCUUCUGCAACGGAGUUUCAGCGUCGGCGUACGGAACCAUGCGGAAUCCGCAACAUUCAACUUGAGCGAGUAUAAAAGGUAUAUGCUGGACAAAGAGCCACCCAAACAAACUGUGUGCAGCAAGGAGGAAGCUCAGAACUAUAUAGAGAGAAUGGUGCGCAUUAGACAGAUGGAGAAUGCGUGUUCGAAUCUCUACAAAGAGCGAAAAGUACGAGGCUUCUGUCACCUUUACGCUGGACAAGAAGCUGUCGGUGUUGGAAUUGAGGCGGGCCUAAAGCCGGGUGAUGCCAUGAUAACAUCCUAUCGCUGCCAUGGUUUGAUGGUUACUCGUGGCGCUUCAGUGCUUAGUGUUAUUUCCGAACUUAUUGGGCGCAGAACUGGCGCAUCUAUGGGCAAAGGUGGCAGUAUGCAUAUGUAUUACAAGGAUUUCUAUGGAGGAAAUGGGAUAGUUGGAGCACAGUCCUCACCCCGAGAAAUUUCUACUCCCAUGUUAAGUUUUGCUAUCAUUUGCAACAAACCUAGUGCUGAAGAACAGCAGAGUUUAGAUCAGUUCAUCACUAGAAAUUUGGCCUGUCCGUUGCGUUAUUAUCUUUACGUCCCCUUAGGCGCCGGUGUUGCACUAGCGAUGAAAUACAGAAAACAAGAAAAUGUUUGUGUCGACAUGUACGGAGACGGUGCCGCCAAUCAGGGACAGGUUUUUGAGGCUUUCAACCUGGCCAAGCUGUGGAAACUCCCAGUAAUCUUCCUUUGCGAGAACAACAAAUAUGGUAUGGGUACCGCGGAUUGCCGAUCCAGCGCCUGCAUCGACUACUACACUCGUGCUUCUUACAUACCUGGUUUAUGGGUCAAUGGUAUGGAUGUCUUAUCCGUUCGGGAGGCAAUACGAUUCUGCCGGGAUUGGAUUAUGGAAGGCAAUGGUCCCAUUGUUUUUGAGGCAGAGACGUACCGUUACUUUGGGCACAGUAUGAGUGACCCGGGAACGAGCUACCGCACUCGGGACGAAGUCGAUCUCGUUCGAAAACAACGGGACCCGAUUAACCUCUUCUGUCAAAGCGUGGUAUCAGCGGGUUUGUUGACCGAUGCCGAAAUUAAGGAGAUCAACGCCGUCGUAAAGAAGGAAGUUGCACAAGACAGUGAUCAAGCUGAAACCAACCCUGAACCCGAUGUUGAGCUGGCCUAUGAACACGUACACAAACAACCGAUACCCGGAUUCCCAAUUCGUGGAUGUGACAUCUUGGACGUGCACUGAAACAAACCUUUCAGCAGCAUUGCUUUUAUUGCUGUGUCACUGCACGUGAUCCCCGUUAUGUGUCGUUGACCGCGACUGUGUUGUUUAUCAGAGCAGAGUACUUUGUCCGUUUAAAUGAAUAGCAUAGUAAAC
Opisthorchis viverrini is the source of this 1627-nucleotide messenger RNA. RefSeq lists its product as hypothetical. Lineage: Eukaryota; Metazoa; Platyhelminthes; Trematoda; Opisthorchiida; Opisthorchiidae. The record is from RefSeq and is a predicted model, not a curated record. The transcript has 6 exons. Gene Ontology annotation, molecular function: oxidoreductase activity, acting on the aldehyde or oxo group of donors, disulfide as acceptor. Bases 197 to 1495 code for a protein of 432 amino acids.